UUCCAUGUUGUCUCCUAGAUUGUCUCUGGUGAUGCAGACAUUUACGUCUCUGUAAUUCUCUUUUCUAUAGGAAUGCAUACGGUUAUGUCUACUGCAGCCCGGCUGUUUUACCACAUGGAUUUUAUGUGACUUGGUGCUUGAAUCUGGGCUUGAAUACUGCAUGGUUGUUCCUGUGGGACAGACAGUUAAUGCCUGCUGCACUGGCUGUCCUCAUUCUUAUCGCCUUGACUAACUACCUCAUGAUAUUCUUCUCGUGCCACGGUCUCCACAACUAUGGAGCCUGGCUCCACAAGUACCACAAAGUGGACCUGUGGCUUCACCGUGUGUUGAUCCAGAAUGGUAUUGCCAUAUAUGCAACCUGGACAACCAUUGCAUCCCUAAUUAACCUGACCAUCGUGCUGACUCAUCAUGCAAACAUGUCCCCGACAGACGCUGCCACUGUCGCACUCUCAGUUCUGACUGCAGUGUUGUUUGUGUGGUUUUUCCUAGAGAACACUGUCCUGGACACACAUGUGAGGUACAUUCUCUCCAUUUACCCAGUUGUGAUCUGGGCGGUGACGGGGGUGUUCACGAAGAACUACGAUGCUGCAUCUCUUGCUACCAAUAACACGUUCAUGCUUGCUCUGUUGGUGAUGGCCGGUGUCGUGUUUUCUGGACGAGUAUUUCUGGUCAUAUUGAGGCACUGUAAAAAGCCAUUAUACAACGAUGUGGACCCAGAGAACAUGUCUCCAAUGGAGAUCGCUGACAAGCAGAAAAAAGUAUUUAAGUAAGAAUGUUAAAAGAAUAUUUUUAUAUUUUUAUGAUAACACUCUCUGUGUCAUUGCAAUAUUCUUUCUGUAAUGCUCUGUAUACAUUGAAUAAUAUCAUCAAUAUACACAGUGUUCGCACAGCUUUUUAACAAUGCAAUCCAAAGCAAAGAUUUUCAAUUGUUUUGUCUACUGUGAGACGCUAUAUGAUUGGAUUGUUUAAUUUCAAAGUGUUUUUUUAUUUACAUAUGUGAUUGUUUAGAUGAAAAAUUAUAUUAUGUUGAAUAAUAAGCAUUUUUCAAGCUGUAUAUCAAGAUCCAAGCAUAUUCCUGACCUUGAAAAUUGUUAAAAUUAUGCAUAUUCCAGACAUUCAAGAUUUUGAAGUUUAUAUUAUAGCAAUUUAUAAUGUAUAUGCUUUGUAAAAUAAAUGUGAUAUGAUGCUGCUUAUAGGUUUUGACUUUUAU
This is a messenger RNA of Centropristis striata (black sea bass), 1210 nucleotides long. RefSeq lists its product as uncharacterized. The record is from RefSeq and is a predicted model, not a curated record. The transcript has 5 exons. NCBI's taxonomy places the organism in Eukaryota, Metazoa, Chordata, Actinopteri, Perciformes, Serranidae. Bases 189 to 770 code for a protein of 193 amino acids.